AUGAAGGAAACCUGCCGGAUCUGCGCCCGGGAGCUGUGCGGCAACCAGCGGCGAUGGAUCUUCCACACGGCGGCCAAGCUGAACCUCCAGGUGCUGCUCUCCCAUGUCCUGGGCAGGGAGCUGUGCCGGGAUGGCAAAUCCGAGUUCGCUUGCAGCAAGUGUGCCUUCAUGCUGGAUCGCAUCUACAGGUUCGACACCGUCAUCGCACGUAUCGAAGCCCUCUCCAUCGAGCGCCUGCAGAAACUGCUGCUGGAGAAAGACCGCCUCAAGUUCUGCAUCGCAAGCAUGUACCGCAGGAACAACGAAGACUCGAGUACAGAUGACAGAGCUGGGGAUGGGACUGUGGACCUUUCUAACUUGCCUGACGUACGGUACGCUGCCCUUCUCCAGGAGGAUUUUGCUUAUUCUGGGUAUGAAUACUGGACGGAUCAAGAAGAGCACAGCUUGGAGCCACACAGCUGCCAUGCUUUGGAGGGAGCGAGUAACCGCCCGCGGCGCUGCCGUGGCUGUGCCGCGCUGCGGGUGGCCGAUGCCGACUAUGAAGCAAUUUGCAAAGUGCCACGGAAGGUGGCCAGAAGCAUCUCCUGCGGGCUGUCCAGCCGGUGGUCAGCCAGCAUGGGCAACGAAGAGUCAUCCGUGUGCGACGUGGCAGAGUCUGCCAGCGCCAGAGGGCCUGUAGAUGGGGAGAGCAUGGAGGAAGGCACGCCAGCCUCCUCUGUUGAGUCCCUAGACACAACUGUGGAGGCGAGCCCUUUGCAGCAGAAAGAUGAAGAUGCAGAUAAGGGGGUGAAAGGGAAUGGGAAAUGUGAUGAUGUUUUGGAUGACCGCAUGACCCCAAACUCUUCGAUGAGUGGGAACAGGCUGGAGCUGGCCCUCAGUUUGAUCAAGGCUUUGGACUAUAAACCGCUCCAGAGCCCCCGCGGCAGCAGGCUACCUAUUCCUGUGAAGUCCAGCUUGCCCCCUACCAAGCUCAGCCGUGACUUGGCAGAUGGCAGCACUUCUGCUGGCUUAAUGUGUGCUGGUUCUGUCUUCCUGAACACAGACAGAAAAUCCUUUUCCAGAGCUCCUUUGGGUCUUUCCCUGGAGAUUUCAGAACUGCAGGAGCUGUGGGACGACCUCUGUGAGGACUAUAUGCCACUGCGGGUACAGGUAGAGGUUAUGGGCUUGAUGAAGAAGGAGAAGCUUGACAGAACAUGUGACCCUGCAGCAGGGGAGCACGUGUCCGACCUGCGUGCUGCAGAGCUGCAGGGCGAAAUCCAGCAGUUUGAAGCUGCCAACAAGUUGUUACAGGAAAAGCUGAAUGAACUGAAUUUUGAAUUAAAAUCUGUCCAAGAAACAUCACAGAGGCAAGAUCGUACAAUCCAGAGUCUGAACGAGGCCCUGAAGAGCAAAGAGAGUAAGACAGAAGAGCUGUACCGUAUCAUCGAAGGGCAGAAUGAGACCAUGGCCAAGCUGCAGGACAUGUUGCACAGAAGCCAUCUGGGACAGUUGCAGAUGUCAGAGAGCCCACUUUCAUCCCAGGAGCAGCAAAUGUCACUGCUAGAUCUUCAGAACACGCUUUUCUGCACCAAGCUGGAGGUGCGAAAACUGACAAGAGCUCAGCGCCAGAAAGAGCAUCAACUGACUGAAGCCAGGAGAGCAUCCCAGCUCCUAGAGACCAUGGUGCAUGAGGAAGAGCAGCAGAAAGAGGCAACGUGGAAACACAACCAGGAGCUGCGUGCUGUGGUACAAAAGCUGCAGGCAGAGCUGCGGGACAAGGCUCAGCAGCUUCAGACUGUGGAGUGGGAGAAAUGCUGCGAGCUGCAGACCCAGGAACAGAGAGUUCAGCGCUUGAGUCAGCAUCUGGCUCGCAAAGAGCAGCUUCUGCAGGAAUCAAGGGCACUUCUGCAAUGCCAGCAAAGCUUGGACAAGAGCCCUGCAGCCAUGAAUGCGAUGUUGGAGAAACUGCAGCAGCGAGUCAGUGACAGGGAUGCUGCUCUGGAGCGAGCAGUAGAUGAGAAGUUCUGUGCCCUGGAGAAAAAGGAGCAAGAGCUGCAGCAGCUCCGUCUCUCAAUAAGGGAGCGUGGAAGUGACCUGGAGAGACUGCGCAAUGUCCUGUCCAGCAACGAGGCCACCAUUCAUAGCCUGGAGAGUCUCCUGAAAGCCAAAACCCUGGAACUAGAGCAGGUCUCAGCAACCUGCCAAAACCUCUGCUGGCUUAAGGAAGAGAUUGAGGCCAAAUCCUGCAGCAGGCAGAAGGAGCAGGAGGGGAUCAUCCAGCAGCUGCAGACCUGCCUGCAUGACAGAAACAAGGAAGUGGAGGAGCUUACAGCAACUCUGCUGUGCAAGCUAGGCCCAGGACAGAGUGAGGUAGCAGAGGAACUGUGCUUGCGUCUCCAGCAGAAGGAGAAAAUGUUGCAGGAUCUCGUCAGUGACAAGAACCGUCAGACUAUGGAGCAUGAUGCUGAAAUCCGGGAGCUGCUGCAGGCCAUGAGCACCAAGGAGCAGCAGAGCAGAGUGGCUGCUGAGAAGAUGGUGCACGCUUUGGCUGAAAGGAGCUGUGAGUUACAACUCCUACGCCAGCAUGUGUUGGUGAAGGAGCCUGUUGGGACCCAGUCAGCUGGUGCCAGGCUGUUGAAGCAGGACAAACAGCCCAUACAAGAAAUACUGCAGAGACCUUGUGGAGCUACAGCCAUUGCUGGACACCCACAGGGAGACAGCAGCUGCAAGACAGAGGGAGUUACGACGUCAGAGGCAGAACUGGAGAAGGAUCUUGUUAAUGCCAAAGAGGAGCUGGAGCUAAUGGCGAAGAAGGAGAGGGAAAGCAGGCGGGAGCUUGCUGCUCUCCAGUCUGUCGUGGCCACGCAGGAGGAAGAGCUGCAGGUGCAGGCCUCAGAUAUAGAGUCCUUGACCAGGACCAUCCAGAUCAAAGAGGACCUGAUCAAGGAUCUGCAGAUGCAGCUGGUGGAUCCCGAAGAAAUUCCAGCCGUAGAAAGGUUGACACAAGAAGUGCUGGUUCUUCGGGAGAAAGUUGCCUUAGCAGAGUCACGAGGACAGGAAGCUACUGGAAACAGAAGGCAGCAGUUGUUACUGAUGCUGGAAGGGCUAGUUGCUGAGAGAAAUCGGUUAAAUGAGGCUCUCCAGGCAGAGAGGCAGCUCUAUGGCAGCCUGAUAAAGUUUCACACACACCCAGACAGCGCUGCGAGAGACCACACUCUGCAGGUGGAGCUGGAGGGGGUCCAGGAACUCCGAGGACAGCUGGAAGAAGCUCUUGGAAGAAGCUUGGAGCGUUUGAGUAGGCUGGAGACGCAGGGCGCCACAGGAGGUCAGACCACGGGGACAAAUGCUGAUGAUGCCAGCACUAACUUCAUUGACAGCAUCGAGGAGGAGGCAGCACACAGUGCAGCAACCCACCACAGCAGCCCUUGCACCCCAGAGGAAAUUGGGGGUGCUGAGACAGCCCUAGCGGAGAACACGGCACGAACUGUGCCAGAGCGGAAGCUGCGGGCGGAAGAGGAGCUGAAGGAGCUGAAGGCACAGCUGGAGGAAGCUGGCUUCUCCUCUGUCUCCCACAUCAGGAAGGCGAUGCUGAGUUUGUACCUGGAGAAUGCGGAGCUGAAGGAGAGGAUGGGUGAAGCUACAUCGUUGCUGGAGAGCGGGGAGCAGGAGGAGGCUGGGCUGGGCAUCCCCCCAGCCCCUGAGCCCCGCAGGCUGCAACGGAAGAGCCGCAGUGCCCUUGGGGACCGCCUGGCUGGCGGCAGUGGGGACGGGCAGGGGGUCCCAGCAGAGAGGGGAGCUGUGCCCACAAAACGCCCAGCACUGGAGGCAGAAUCCCAGGGUGACGUGCCCAAGAGACCCUGCCCUGGUGCCCCAGGUGGAGGGGACGGGAGCCAUGUGAAGGGCACAGCCCCAGGAGGGAGCUGGCCAGGAUUGGGCGCAGAGCUGCGGUCCCAGGUGGCGCAGGGCCAAAGGCAGUGCCAGGAGCUGCAGGACAAGCUUGCCGCCUCGGAGGCCACGGUGCGGGCACAAGCCAAGCAGCUGGAGAAGUACUACGUGCUGCUCCGUGAGUUAAAACUCUGGCUGCAGCUCAGCAAGCAAGUGCAGGUGGACUUCCAGGACCUGGGCUAUGAGACAUGCGGACGAAGUGAGACUGAGGCCGACCGAGAUGAGACCACCAGCCCCGAGUGUGAGGAGCCAGAUGUGUUCAGUGAGCCCAGCCUGGGCGAGGAGCUGGGGUCCCCAUGCCAGCCAGGGAUGCCCAGGGUGGGCAAGGCUGCUCGGAAAGUCGUGGCUCCAGCAGAUGUGGUGGCUCUGCAACAGCACAUCCAGGACCUCAAGGCACAGCUCCUCAAUGCCAACAAGGUGAUCCAGAGCCUACAGCGUCGUGCCCGCUCCAUCUCCGUUACCAGUGGCUACACGUCGGGUGCUGAGUGGCCUCUGUCGGGUCCUAUGGCCCUGGCCUCCCCAGCCCACAGCCUCACUGAUGAGGAUGAGGGCUGGCAGUCAGAUGGCCACAGCACACUCUGCCCACCUGCCCUGCGGGCACACCGCGACCUGCAGCACCUGGUGCACCGUGUUGCCCUCCUCGAAGCACAGCUACCAGCAACCAAGCCUGGAGGAUUUUUGCCCAAGGAGCUUCAAUCAGCCACCUGGCCAGGGAAGUACGACUCGCUGAUCCAAGCGCAGGCUCGGGAGCUCUCCCACCUGCGGCAGACGCUGCGGGAGGGCCGUGGGGUGAGCUGCAGCCUGGCACAGCAUCUGCGUGAUUCCCUGCGCUCCUUCGAGGAGCUUCUCCGUGGCACCGACAUUGACUACUAUCUGGGCCAGGGCUUUCGGGAGCAGCUGGCUCAGGGCAAGCAGCUGGCUGAGAGGCUCAGUAAUAAGCUGGGCACCAGAGAUCGACAAGAUGGGGAGGAUAAAACCAGCCACGAACUUCUGGCAUUGAGGCUCAGCCGGGAGCUCCAGAAGAAGGAGAAGGUGAUCGAGAGCCUGGAGGCAAAGCUCCAGGAGUGCUGUGAGUCCCCAGGCAGCAGCCGCCCACCCUCCGAGUCAUCCUGCUCUGCCACCAGCACCUCCUUCGUGUCUGAGGGGCUGGAGCUCUGCUCUGAUGGGGACGCAGCCAGUGAGUGCAGCCAGUGCCACAAGGAGCCUGCUCAAGUCACAG
Mesitornis unicolor (brown roatelo) is the source of this 5143-nucleotide messenger RNA. RefSeq names its product myomegalin-like. The record is from RefSeq and is a predicted model, not a curated record. The annotation marks the transcript as partial. The transcript is spliced from 27 exons. NCBI's taxonomy places the organism in Eukaryota, Metazoa, Chordata, Aves, Mesitornithiformes, Mesitornithidae.